AUCAACGUCCAAGCGGCGGGGUUUCUGGUCGACGACCCCUCCACGGCAACACAUGCCCGUUUCAUCACUGUCUCACAACCGGCGGCUUCUGGGAACCCCUUGCCCGCGAAAGAACCGACUGAGCUCGAAUCCAGAUUCCAGAAGAGGCCGCCCUCUGACGGGAUUGGCAGUUUAUGAUCGACCUCGACAACCACGGGUCUCGAGGACAGUGGAAACCUUGGAGAAGAGCCCAGAAGCUCUCGGUGAGGCAUGGCAUGAUAUUGAGUCCCUGAACAUCAUCAUCAUCAUGGGAAAAGUUCUGCAAUGCCUGGAAUUUUGUACUACAAGAUACCACCUUUGAUAACGCCCGGGCUCCUUUCCACCCCCUAAAUGGUGGCUAGCUAUAGUGUUAGCCCUCAACCCACUUCCAAACGCCGGACUACGGGUCUGGGGUGCGGUGAAUGCCCCCUAAAGUGUUGAGCUUUCAAUGUUCGGAUCCGGUCUGGGCAGCAGCCCUCUGACCUGAGGUGGAACAGUGAAGCAGAACACCCUGAAUUUCGGCCGCCAGCCCGUGCGCUCAGUCACCCAACCCCAGCCCCCACAUGCCACAUGCCUGUCCUGCCUAACGUCGUCAGGUCUUGGUGAUCGCUCGCGCGCGUCCCCCGCUAACGCAGCCCGCCGGGGACACACUGAACUGGGGUCCUGACACCCGACACACCUUAAUAUGGGCACUUUGCCGCAGCUCUUCUUUCUUCGUGACUGUCUUGCCUCCCUUUUGCUGGUUUCGAAUCUUUUCGACUGUAUAUAACGAACAAUCAACCCACUCUCACACCGUCGGCUUGGUCGACGACAACUAUAACGAAGAAUCGCAGUUGCAAUUCCACAUCGAUAUCCUGCCGUCGCUUCCCCGGUUUCCCGACAGCCUCUGCUUCAAUCCGCGGCGUGGCUUGCCUUCGUGCGACUCCUCCCGCUCCAAGACAUUGGAUCCCAGCGAGCUAGCUACAGAUUUUUGGAGGAACCUGAACCUCCACUGACCCGAGCUUUGUGCUGUGUCACAACCGAAGCUGUCGAACCCACACGAAUAACCCCGCGACCGAAGAAGUGCUGAGGUGAUAUUCGGAUGUCUUUUGUCGGCAUAGCAGUCGAAUUGUAUCCAGCAGCAGCUCAGCCCCCCUAUACCCGGACCAUCCGACACACUUUUCCCCUGAUUCGACGACAGCCCGCAAAGAAAGGCUAAAGAGUGGACGGUAAUAAUAGCAACCCUUUUUCUGCCCGGCGCCUACGAUAGUGAUACUCGACACACCCUCCUACCGCCCCCUCCACACUUCAUCGUCCCGCUCGGCCCCGCCUAAUAUCUAUAUUAUCGAUCGGUGCUCGCAACGGUUUCGACCGAUCUGACAUACCUUCUCGCUACCUCACAUUGCGCUUUUGCCAUCUUGAUAUCGAGUUUGCGACGAACGAACGCCGGUUAGGCGAUAAAACUAUUCACAAUGGACCACAUGCACGGGGGCUUUCAGAUGCCCAUACAACCACCACCGCUUAUGAAUCCACCACCCCAGAUCUUCGGCGGCUAUGCUGAACAUGGCAUGCCUAUGCCGCAACUACCACCCGACCUUAUGGCUGCGCAAAUGUUUGGAGACCAUGGGCUACUUGAAGACACAAACGAAGCAAAGAGGAGGAGGAUCGCAAGGGCAUGCGAUAUGUGCAGGAAGAAGAAGAUCAAAUGCGACGGAAAGUUACCAGCAUGUACACACUGCAUCAACUACAAGACAGACUGCGUCUUCACACAGGUGGAAAAGAAGAGGAAUCCGCCCAAGGGGGCCAAAUACAUCGAAGGUCUCGAGAAUAGAUUAGGUCGUAUGGAACACCUGUUGAGGCUGUCAGGUCUGCUUGGGGAAGAUGACAAUGGCGCUACCGAUCUGGGGACGUUGGAGAAGAAGCUUGCGGAGAAGCAGCAGCGGUCGAGACAGGCUUCUCAGGCUGCGUCGAAUCCAACGUCGCCAUCACAGGCCACGUCGGGGCAUGAUGGCAAUGUCUCCACUCCUCAGAGCUCCUUGGCUUCGCCGGAGCCAGCAAGGGAUAGUAAGGAUAAGAGGAAGUCUAUCACGCCAGAAAAGGAUGGAGAGGGAGAGGAGCAGGAGGAGGUUGCUGAGCUGAGUGAGAUGAUGUGCUCGCUGGUCACCAAUAACAUUGGUGAGACGAGAUAUAUUGGCUCCUCGUCCGGUUUCUCCAUCUUCUCACCCAAGGGUAUCCAGUGGGUGAAUGAGAAGAUGGGCGACUCUUCGUUCCAGCAGAUGAUCUCUGAUGUCUCGAUCGACGACCACAAGUGGACUGCAUGGAAGCCUGAUGUGUUUGGUGACCUCUUCCGCCGAGUCAUCUUCCGUGACCUGCCACCAAAGAACGAGGCCCUUUCGCUGCUCAAGGACUAUUUCGAGAACUUCAACUGCAUGUUCCCGCUCUUCCACCAACCGACGUUUAUGCAUCUGGUAGAGCGACAAUAUUCCAGCGACCCAUAUACUGGAUCUGGAUGGUGGGCGAGUUUGAACGUGGCUCUGGCUAUCGCUCAUCGGCUGCGGGUGAUGAGCAACCUUGUACCACAGGAAGAGGACGACAAGGCUUGGGCAUACAUGAAGAACGCCAUGGCUUGCUUUUCGGAGAUUGUGAUGCGCUGCACGGAUCUGCUUAGUGUGCAGGCUCUGCUGGGUAUGGCUAUGUUUAUGCAAGGCACUCCUAACCCGCAGCCAUCGUCACUUAUCAUUGCGACUGCCAUCCGACUGGCGCACACCAUCGGCCUUCACAAGAAGGGCACCAACUUCAAUUUGAACCCGAUCGAAAUCGAGCAGCGCAAGAGAGUGUUUUGGAUUGCCUACAUGCUGGACAAGGAUCUUUGCCUCCGAUCAGGAAGACCACCGGCACAGGAUGAUAGCGACAUGAACGUCGAGCUGCCUGACGCUGACCCGGCGGAUGGCAUCGGAAACAUUCCGCUGGCGGACGGAAAGGGGAAGAUGAACCUGUUUAGGGUUAUGUGUGAGCUAUCCAUUGUUGAGAGCAGGGUUUACAACAGGUUGUACUCGACAGAGGCGACAAAGCAGUCUGAUGGCGAGCUCUUGAACACCAUUGGCGAACUCGACCAGGAGCUUGAGGACUGGAAGGACAGGAUUCCCAUCGACUUCCGACCGGAACACGAAAUCAAGGCAUCGCACACGCCGCUGAUUCUGCACAUCGUCAUGCUGCACUUUAACUAUUACAACUGCUUGACGACAAUUCACCGGAUGUCGAUUCAUCAUGGGUAUUGGACCAGCAGGUUGUCCAACUAUGCUAUUCAGGGGCUUAAUGCUAGGCCAUUGAACCCUCGCAUUUUCUCAUCGGCGGCGUUGUGCACUACGGCUGCUAGGGCGUCGAUUUCUCUGCUCAAGUACAUCCCUCAGGGGGAUUUCUCUUGUGUUUGGAUGGUCCUCUACUUCCCAGUAUCAGCCCUCGUUACCCUCUUCGGCAACGUGUUGCAAAAUCCACUGGACCCAAGAGCCCGGUCAGACGCAAAGCUUAUGAACGUGGUGGUCAAUUUCUUGUCUAUGCUCGGCGUAGAAGCCGAGACAGGUGGUGUCCACCGUAUGCUGGGAGUUUGUUCAGAGUUUGAGCGGAUUGCAAAGGUGGUGGUGGAAAAGGCGGAGAAGGAACACGCCAACAGGCGGAAGAGGAAGAAUACCGAGCAACCAGCUGCCAAAACAACUGCUACCGGAGACUCCCCAUCCUUCAACCCCAACCCAGCAGCCGCCGCUCCUACACCCCGGCCGACAACAGCCGGCUCUGCCACACCACAAGCAUCCCAUUCCAUGAACAACCAACAUCAGCCCCCGAACAACAACCUUUCCCCACCACCAAACGACCACCGCUCACCACCAAACACUGGGUUCGGCCCGAUGAACGGCGCCGCCAACGGCCAAGGGACAAUGAGCUCGAGUUCGUCGCCUGGUAUGGCGCCAACGGGGUGGCAUGGGGAUUUUGCAGCUGCGCCUCCGAAUGGUGGAGGCGGUGUUCCGGGUGGUGGUGGUGAUUACGGGGGGUAUGAUAUGGGAGGAUUUGAUCCGAUGAAUUCAGUUACGAUGGGAGGGACAGGGGGACUGACGAGCCCGCCGCUGGGGGGAGGGUUUUUUCAGCAGCCUAUGUUGCCGCAGGACUUGUUUAGCUUGCCGAUGACGUUGGAUUGGGAUUGGGCCGAGAUGAGCGGGGGGGCGUAUCCUAGUGUGGAGAAUGGGAAUUUUGGGGGGGAGGUGUCUGGGAGGAUGUAG
Molecule: messenger RNA, 4268 nt
Organism: Podospora pseudocomata
Lineage: Eukaryota; Fungi; Ascomycota; Sordariomycetes; Sordariales; Podosporaceae
Exons: 8
Coding region: 1470-4268 (932 amino acids)
Biological process (GO): regulation of DNA-templated transcription; DNA-templated transcription
Molecular function (GO): DNA-binding transcription factor activity, RNA polymerase II-specific; zinc ion binding; DNA binding
Source: RefSeq, a predicted model, not a curated record